Molecule: messenger RNA, 753 nt
Organism: Synchiropus splendidus (mandarinfish)
Lineage: Eukaryota; Metazoa; Chordata; Actinopteri; Syngnathiformes; Callionymidae
Exons: 2
Coding region: 54-533 (159 amino acids)
Source: RefSeq, a predicted model, not a curated record
CUGAAUGUGUCUGCUGACUGUCCCACACAGCGACGCAGGACCGAGAGCUCCAGAUGUGCAGAGACCGAGAGAGGACGCUGGCCGCUCAGCUCUCCCACCAGGAGCAGGUGAACAGGGAGCUGCAGGAGAACCAGGCCCAGCUCAUCUGCAGGAUUCACCGGCAGCAGGACCUGGUGGUGGCGCUGCAGCAGCGCUUGGUCCUCCUCGCGGAGGAGAGCUCGCGGGAUGCGGAGCUCCUCCUGCAGGUCAGAUCAGAGCUGCUGUGCCUUCAGAGCUCCGAGGUGAAGCUGGAGGGCCUGGUGGAAGAGCUGCACGAGGAGGCCCACUGCAGAGCUGCGCUGGCGCUGAGCCUCCAGGCGGAGCUGCACGAGGAGGCCCAGAGCAGACUCGCCAUGACCCGGAGGGUAAAAAAAAAAAAAAAAAAACUGUUCACGGACUGUUGUCCAGCAGGUGUCAGUAUUGUACCGCGCUCUGGACCUCUCGUCUCAGCGACUUCACUCUCGACUGUCCCCCAGUUUGCAAGUCCUGGAUAACUGUAACGUUUGACGUGACCUCAGCAGUUGAGAGAAGUGUCACAGAGACGCAAGGCAUCAAACAGGGCUUUAAAUUAUUAUCUUAAAAAAUACAUUUAAUAAUAAAAAAAUAAUAAUUUAGAUCACAGCAUGACCUGUAUAUGGGGAACGUUUUCAAACACUUAUGACUUUAUUAACAUUUAUGACUUUCAUCAAACAUGGAACUGUCUGAAAAAAGAGU